CAAAUCAACGGCGUUCUCUUCUCCUUCAUUCCGAUCUUCGGCCAAGGGAAAGAAUUUCAGAGAUUCAAUCCACCUGAUCCCUAACUCGCUUAAUUCAUCAUCACAAUCCACUGAAGCCUUUCACCUUCUCUUUAUUCUUGUAGCUAUGGGAAGGAGAAGAGAGCGGCGCCUGGCAGCUCUCAGUAACGCCGGCCGCCGUGUCAAACUCGAUCUUUUCGCCGAGCCCUCCGGAGAUUUAGAUGGCUCUGAUGUACAAGAAGAAGUUGGCGGGGAUAUAGAUUCAAGAGAGACGACCAAGUUACCGAAAUCAGCAUCCUCUUCAGGCCACCAAGCACAAAAUCCCUUGCUGUUACUUGAGCAAUAUAGUGACGAUGAAGUUGAUGAGGACUUGGAUACAAAUUCAGAUCAUGAUGGGCAAGAUGCUUUGUUACCUGACCGAACGGAUGAGGUUUCUGCUGAGGGAUGUGAGAAAAUGGAUGCAAAGGUCAGUGAAGAUCUCAUCGCUCAAACGGCGGUCCAAGAGGAAUCAGAGCGGGAUUCUGUUGAAUUUUCUGAGAACCUAGAGAGCAAAGAUGAAGGAAAAACUGAUACUAAUAACUUGGGAUAUUUAAGCAAGGAAACUGAUUUGGUUCAAACGUCUGUACCGGCCUCCUCUGAUGUACAAGUCGUAGGGGACGUUAUUUCAGGAUGGAGGAUUGUUAUGCAUGAGGAGAGCCAUAAUUAUUAUUAUUGGAAUGUUGAAACUGGGGAAACUUCAUGGGAAGUACCUGAUGUUGUUUUGGCUCAGGCUCAGCCUACUCAAUCGACCACUGAUAUUAAAACCUCUCCUACACAAUUUCCAGAGAACGUUACAGUCUUUAAACACGAAUAUUGCUUAGCUAACGGUGGGAAGUUAGAUUUGUUUUCAGCAGAAAGCACAGGUUACAAGAAUGGUGCUCCAGUAUGUGCAAGUCAGGGUUCUGAGGUUGACCAAAGCUAUGCUGCCUUCAGUACUUGUUCAAAUGAUGUGAAUAUAGCAAAAGCUGGUUCCGAGAUCUAUGUUGAUUACACGAUGACUCAUGAAGAAUCGAAGUCUGGGUUGGAUCUUCCUUCGCAUCUUCUGAACUGGAGUGCUAGCUUGUUAGAGAGAUUGAAAUCAUUACAAAAGUCUGGGGGUCAUGAUUGGACAUCAGAGUACAUACAGGAAACUCAGAUAAGACUCGAAGAUUUGAAGUCGCUGAUGCCCUAUAAGACAUCUUUGCUACCAUUCUGGGAACACUCAGCAAGGAAGCUUAAACAGAUUGAAGAUGACAUUAACAAAGAAAUUUAUCAGACUGCUGCUGUAUCGUCGCAAUUGGAUGAAGCCAAGGCUACGAACGUUGGGUCUGAAGUCGAGAGAGUGGCUUGUGGUGGUUAUGCUUCGGAGCAUUCUCAUUUGCGUACUGUCAUUGCAAAUGGAGAGAAUAUUUCAUCGUCUAAUGCAAUCGAACACUUUGGAAACACUACUGCUGUGAUUGAGCAGGUAAGUGAAGUUGUAAUUGACGAAAUGGCUUCCAAGAGUGGUGUACAUUCUGUGGAAGAUGUUGACAUGGAGGUAGAUAUGGAAGUUGAAGAUGCGAGUUCUGCAGGUAACUUGAUGGUGACUGGUACGUCCGAUAUGUCCGUUGUUAAGUCGUUUACUUCCUCUGAGCAACUGCUUCUGCCAGAUCCACAAGCCCAGCCAAAUCUUUCUUCUGGAUAUGAAUCCAUAGUGCCAGAGGAUAGCUCUAUGGUGCCACCACCACCAGAUGAGGAAUGGAUCCCCCCACCACCACCUGAUAAUGAAGAUAUUCCUCCACCGCCACCUGAUGAGCCAGCUGAACCAUUUUAUCCUAUGCCUCCAUCUUAUACCCAACUUGGCCAGCCUCCUUGUUACACCGAACCAUAUCAAGUGUCUUAUCCUGAUUCUAGUAUUAAGUAUUAUACACAUCCUGUCCCUGAAGCCAUUCUUAGUGCAAACUUUUAUGGACAUCCAGAAGCAUGUAACGUUGUUUUGGCUCAAGCACCAUUCUACUAUGAGGCAGUUCCCAAUUCACAUACUGAUUCUUCUCCUGUAGUUGUAAAUGGUGUCGUGCCUGAAAGUUACGGUAUUCUUCAAGAUGCAACAACCUGUCUUCCCGUCUUUAGCACCGCAGAGCCUUCUCAGUUGCAUGUUGAUGUCUCAUCUGUGAGAUUUGAGCCUUCUUCCUCUAUUCAAUGUAGAUCUUCUGAUAUAGCGAAUAUGAAUACUGCUUCUUCCACGGAUGAAAUUGACAAGGGACGAAAAGAGAUCGCAUCAGUCUCCUUCCGAUCUACUUCGGGCUCACCAACUAAUGAUGUUCUGCCUACAUCUAAAGCUGUUACUGAUUCUUCGGCUGUUGCUAAUACAUCUACAGUCUCCAAGGUUCAACCAAAAGCUCCGCGCAGUAAAAAGCAGACCGUCACGGUUGCCCCCUCCUUGAGAUCUAAUAAGAAGGUUUCCAGUUUGCUGGACAAGUGGAAAGCCGCUAAGGAAGAACUUGAAGAUGAGGAAGAACCCGAAAAUGCGUACGAGAUUUUAGAGAGGAAACGAGAACGGGACAUAAAGGAAUGGCAUGCACAGCAGGUUUCCAGUGGGGAUGCAAAAGAAAACGCCAACUUUCAGCCUCUUGGGGGUGAUUGGCGUGAGCGGGUAAAGCGAAGGAGAGCUCAAUCGUCGAGCAAAGUUACUCAAUCCCCAGCUGAAGCAUCAGUGGAUGGAAACCAGCAGCCUGACCUGGCAGAAAUCUCAAAAGAUCUCCCCUCAGGGUGGCAGGCAUAUUGGGACGAGUCUUCAAAGCAGAUGUAUUAUGGUAAAGUUAAGACCUCGGAAACGUCGUGGACAAAGCCGAGCAAGUGAAGUGACGUUUAUGUUAGUUUUGUAGGGGGAGGCUUAGGAUAAAAUAUAAUGGGAAGUAGCUGCUGAUGGCAUUGUAUAGUUUUUAUCAGUCUGCUAACUUGUUGUUGUUGUUGUGAGUCACAAUUGAGAAGAGGAACAUGGCAAAGCCUCCAAUUUUGGUGAUUGAUAGUUCAAUCAAAUUGUCAUUUACCCAUCUCUGGGAUGGUUUGUCCUGUAAUAGGCUUUCACUUACAUUCUUCACUUGCUUGCACAAGCCAUUUUUUUGAAAAAAA
Cucurbita moschata (crookneck pumpkin) is the source of this 3147-nucleotide messenger RNA. RefSeq lists its product as uncharacterized. Gene Ontology annotation, molecular function: protein binding. The record is from RefSeq and is a predicted model, not a curated record. The coding region runs from base 146 to 2875 and encodes 909 amino acids. The transcript is spliced from 11 exons. Lineage: Eukaryota; Viridiplantae; Streptophyta; Magnoliopsida; Cucurbitales; Cucurbitaceae.